GUGGAGGUGGAGGUUGGAAUGACAGCACUCCCGUCAGCCAGGGAGGCCGACCGCUGGUGUUGGGAGGCCAGGGAGGGCAGGCCUGUCAUAAGUUCUGGCAGACCCGCGGUGGCUUUGGGGGCGGAGGGGGUGGAUGUAUAUCGGGAGGCGGCGGCGGAGGCUACAGAGGAGGGAACACCUCGCUAAUUGACAACCCUAAAACCGAUGGAGAUGACGGUACAUCGUUCCUCGGUCCAGAUGGAGAGCCAUUCCUUUACCCUUUGAAAGCCAUGGAGGGAGACGGAGAAGUGAUCAUCAGCCCCGUUCAGAACUGCAGCCACUGCGAAAGCGGCGAAUGCCACGAGAGCGAAGACAGCAUCAUCUGCUACUGCGACGAAGACCUCGUCCUGGCCGCAGACGGAGUGUCCUGCAUCAACGCCUCGGAGGCGACCCUGCUGCCUCCCCAGCCGUCUCUCUCCCACCUGGCCCUGGGGCUGUCUGUGGGCACCUCGGCACUCAUCGCCGCCCUGCUGCUGGCUGUUUCUGGAGUCAUGAUAAUGUACAGGCGUAAACACACGGAGCUGCAGUCCAUUCAGCUGGAGUUGCAGAGUCCGGACUGCAAGCUGAGCAAGCUGCGAGCCUCCACCAUCAUGACCGACUACAACCCAAACUACUGCUUCGCCGGCAAGACGGCCACGGUCAGCGACCUGAAGGAGGUGCCGCGCCGCAACAUUUCCCUCACCAGGGGUCUGGGUCACGGUGCGUUUGGGGAGGUCUACGAAGGCCUGGCUGUGGGGAUACCAGGCGAACCGAGUCCGCUGCAGGUGGCCGUAAAGACGCUUCCUGAGGUUUGCUCUGAGCAGGAUGAGCUGGACUUCCUCAUGGAGGCUCUAAUCAUCAGUAAAUUCAACCACCAGAACAUCGUGCGUUGUAUCGGCGUGAGUCUGCAGGCCAUGCCCCGGUUCAUCCUGCUGGAGCUGAUGACUGGAGGAGACCUCAAGACUUUCCUGAGAGAGACUAGACCGCGGCUGGACCAGCCGUCCAGUUUGACCAUGGUAGACCUUCUCAACGUGGCCAGAGACAUCGCCAAGGGCUGCCAGUAUCUGGAGGAGAACCAGUUCAUACACAGGGACAUCGCAGCUCGGAACUGCCUGUUGACCUGCAAAGGCACGGGCCGCGUGGCCAAGAUCGGAGACUUUGGGAUGGCUCGGGACAUUUACAGGGCGAGCUAUUACAGAAAGGGCGGCCGAGCCAUGUUGCCAGUGAAAUGGAUGCCACCCGAAGCCUUCAUGGAGGGCAUCUUCACAUCUAAGACAGACACGUGGUCAUUCGGCGUGCUGCUGUGGGAGAUCUUCUCUCUGGGCUACAUGCCAUAUCCGAGUCGCAGUAACCAGGAAGUGCUGGAGUUUGUUACCAACGGAGGGAGAAUGGACCCGCCUAAAAACUGUCCUGGGCCAGUGUACCGGAUUAUGACCCAGAGCUGGCAGCACCAGCCUGAAGACAGACCCAACUUCUCUACCAUUCUGGAGAGACUGGACUACUGCUUACAGGACCCUGAUGUGGUGACCAUGCCUCUGCCUGUAGAGUAUGGGCCUGUUCCUGAGGAGGAGGAACAAGUACCCACGCACCCUGAGGACCCCCCGGUUCCGACGGUUCUCCUGAAUGCCCAGGUGCCUGAUGGGGAGGCUUCGCAGCAGCCCCCAUCCUAUCCAACAGAGGACAGGAGAGGAGGGGAGCACGCGGUCUUGACCAGCGCAGCUUCGGAGGCCAAAGCACAGACCUCCGCUCCGUCCCAGCCGUGCAUUCACCAGCCUCAGAUGCAGACCUCUGUGACGACAACCAACACAGUCACCUCAGCAGCCCAGUCCACCCUCACUGCCAAGGGACCUCACGCCACAGCCCAGCCCAGCUCAGAGGGGGGGCACAUAAACCUGGCUUUCACCCAGGGUCACCCCCAGGAGAAGGAGGGCCACGGAGGGAAAAACACCAGCCUGUGGAAUCCCACGUACGGCUCGUGGUUCCUGCAGCAGCAGAGGAAGCAGCAGCAGCAGCAGAGGCAGGGAGGGGUGGGCGGACCGGGGGGCAGCGCAGGCAGGGUGCCCGGCGAGGGGCAGGAGCACGUGGGCCGGACUGUCGCUGAAGUGGCGGGCUCACUGGGUCUCCAGCACAAGCAGUUUCAGCAUCAGCUCCAGCAGCAACACCAGCUGCAGCUGCUGCACCAUCAACAGCAGCAGCAGCAGCAGCAGGGUCUCUGCAGGCCGCUGCUGCCUCCCCCACCCCCUCCUGCUGCCCAGUCCCCUCUGCUCUUGGAUUCAACGGCCUUGCCCCCGGUUCCCCUGUACCGGCUGAGACGGUUCCCCUGUGGGAACAUCGGAUACGGCUACCAGGAGCCAGGCCACCCACUGGACGCCAUGCCCCAGCAGGGCACCUCUGUACCAUCCUCGGCGGCCCACCAGAGGGGGGUCCCCAUGCCCGCCCCGAUGACCCUGGCCCGCGCAGGUUUACCCGAGGACAGCCGGCCGCUGCUCGUUACCAUGGGGACAGUGCAGGACACAAGGCUGCCCAGGAUGGAGGGCCACAACGCCACCGUGCUUUAGCCCAGAGGCAUGAAUGCCCCUCAGAUUCGGUUCUAUUUUUCUUGUGACAGAACCUCUCUCUGAAACGGACCUUUUACAGGACAAUCCCCCCCUGGAGACUUUAAGCACAUAAAAAAAAAAAGCUAUGAGAGGUGGACAAAGAAGAAAAUACAGACUAUAAGAAUUUUAAGUCUUAAAAAAUGUAUUUUUUCAUUGCGGUGAGUAAAGCGAGGAGGAAUCCUGCAGAGUCUGACUUUCUUUACGUUUACGGCUGGAAGGACUUUAAGGAGGAGAAUCUUUUUAUUUUACCAGACGGAUGUUUUCGACACAAGCGCUGGUGGCCCAACGCUGCCAGUCGACUGCAGAACCAGAACCACUGGUUCUUCUCAACAGGGAGCACAGCUGUGGUAAAGAACCUAUCAGACUCUUUUUCAAAAACCAUAAACUGAAUUACCAGAUAAAUUUAUACUGGGGGGAAAAAAACUGGAGCAUAAAAAAAAAAAAGUGUAGAUGUUUUGCUUGCCUGCUUGUUUAUUUAUGAAUUCAUUUAUUUAUUAUUUGGAAGUGGCAGUAUAAAUUAUUGAUGGACACCUUUUCAAAUCCAACAUAUUUUUUUUGUUUGAUUUUUUUUUUAUCUGCUUUCAUGUAUUUUUAUCAGUCCUUAGGAAAAAUAAUCCCAAAAGAUGUAACUCAGGUUACAAGAGCCGUUUGUUCUUUAAGGUGGUUUUAAAGGAUUGAAGGCAAACUUUGCAGUCACAUCCCCUGAAGACGGUUUCCUUUUACUCUGUUAAAUAUUUCUUUUUCCUCUACAUACAGAACCCAUUGUUGUUGCUGGAUUGAUCUCGUACUUUGAUUUCCAUCUCAAAUUUGUAUAUUUUCUCCCUCUUCCUAUCCCGGGAUGGCUGUUGUGGAAUAUAAAUGUGGAUGAAGCGGCAGGUUUGCUCUCAUCGUUAACGAGUCUGUCUGCUUUUCUCUGUUCUGAAUGGUUAUCGAUAUUGAGGUGAAAGACUAUUUUUUUGAUGCUUUUGCUUUCAUGGUAUUUGGGAAGUGGUCAGUCCAUGAGCUGUCCUGACACUGAGUAUAUUUAAAGUUUUCUAUUGGCUGAUGAGUUAAUUUUGCUUCGUCUCCAGUGCCGGUGUUUAAACCACGUUCACUCUGUGUUCCUCUUUCCACGGCUCACCUGUCGUUCGAUGUAUAAAAACCCAACUGCACAUGUAAAUGUUGUAGAAUUAUAAAGUAUUGUACCAUGGCUCUGGUAAAAGCUGUACAUUGCCCUU
Messenger RNA from Fundulus heteroclitus (mummichog), 3832 nucleotides. Its product is annotated as ALK tyrosine kinase receptor-like. The record is from RefSeq and is a predicted model, not a curated record. Gene Ontology annotation, biological process: regulation of neuron differentiation; positive regulation of kinase activity; cell surface receptor protein tyrosine kinase signaling pathway. Gene Ontology annotation, cellular component: signaling receptor complex; membrane. Lineage: Eukaryota; Metazoa; Chordata; Actinopteri; Cyprinodontiformes; Fundulidae. Gene Ontology annotation, molecular function: ATP binding; transmembrane receptor protein tyrosine kinase activity.